Messenger RNA from Helicoverpa zea (corn earworm), 1764 nucleotides. RefSeq names its product seminal metalloprotease 1-like. Gene Ontology annotation, molecular function: zinc ion binding; metalloendopeptidase activity. NCBI's taxonomy places the organism in Eukaryota, Metazoa, Arthropoda, Insecta, Lepidoptera, Noctuidae. The coding region runs from base 632 to 1714 and encodes 360 amino acids. Gene Ontology annotation, biological process: proteolysis. The record is from RefSeq and is a predicted model, not a curated record. The transcript has 6 exons.
GCACCUGUGUCUGCGUAAAUGCUUGUGCACUAUCUUAUGUCCUGCGCAGCUCGCUGAUCUUCCUUUGUGACAGCAACCACUUUGGCUGAAAAUCUGAUAUUUGGCUGAUAACCACCGGUGAAAUUGUACGCAGAAUUAGAUAUGUAUCAAGACCAAACAAAUAAAAUUUCUUGGCCGCCAAUAAAAUGACUCUUUUUACAUUGGGGGUAAAAUAGAUGUUAUAUUUUGCAUUGGGGUUGUGAUGAAUUACGAAAAACCUGUCGCCGUACUCUAUAUAUUAUCUUUACAACUGAAAAAAGAAACUGUGUCUAGGUCCCCAUUCACAGGUAUAACACAUACAGGACAGGGAUUGGUGGCUCUUGGUCGACACUAGCGAUACCAAAGCUCAGCCGUAUUUAUUGUUCGUAACAAACAAACACACACAUUACAGUAACAUUAAAAUUUGUCACAUGAGUCUGAGUCACUUCUUAGAAUUCUUAUGAUAGUACGACCGAACUCUUCCCUAAACUAUAAUUACUUUUGUCAAUCAUUAUCUAGUCAAGAUCUGAAUAUCCGAUAUCGAGUUAAUUAUUAGAUAAAAGCAUUAUAAAUAACCUUAAAACGAGGAUGAUUGACGCAAUUCAAUAUCGAGAUGUGGUCCGCUUUAGUGGUGUUGUCACUGGUUGGAUGUGCGGUGGCUGGUCCUCCUGUCACCAGGUCCAGGAAGGACAUUGAAGCGUUCAGGGCUUACUUGGAGAGGAGCAGGACAGAUGAUGGACUUCGCCUAGAGUCCCGUAUGCUCGCCAACCCCAGAGCCUCCGCGUGGGAGAACAGCGGCAAGUUCCAGGGUGACAUCCUCCUCAAUGACAAGCAGGCUGAACUCCUGGAGUUGCAGUAUGCUGGAGUAGCAGCCAGGAACGCGUACAUCUGGCCUAACACCAAGUGGCCCCGCAAUACCGUCGUCUAUGAUUUCAACAAUGAGUUCACUCACGCCCAAAUCAUCUCCAUUCACUCGGCGAUGUUAGAGAUUGAGGAGCAUACUUGCAUUAGAUUCCGUCGCAGAACGAUUCUGGACCGCCACUAUGUUAGAAUCACUGGCAAACCUGAUGGCUGCUAUGCCUCUUUGGGCUACUGGAAGGACAUUCCCGUCCACAUCCUGAACUUGGGUAAAGCCGCCCCCGGCGAGGGCUGCUUCAUCAAUUCCAUCAUCAUCCACGAAUGGUUCCAUAUCCUCGGCUUCCUGCACAUGCAUUCUACCUACAACAGGGACGACUACGUUCAUUUACUAUGGGAAAACAUGAAACCAGGUUAUGAAUUCGAAUUCGAAAGGUUCGAAUCCGACGUGGCAGACAACUUGGACCUGCCCUAUGAGUACGCUAGCACCAUGCACUACGACAGAUUCGCGUUCUCCAACAACGGAAGACCUACUAUGUUGCCUAUCCACACCGACUUCGGUCUCAUGGGUCAGUUGGAUUACGUGACCGGUUGGGACUGGCAUAGGGUCAACAGGCACUACAACUGCCCCCAUGCUUGGAGCAGUGAAGAGCACUCAUAUGAAAGCUAUGAACAUGAAUACAAGGUUGAAGAGAACGCUGCACUCGAAGACGGACAAGAAGAUUUAGCUGAAGAUUUGCCUCAAGAAGAAGAAGUUGAAGAUUUGCCACAAGAAGAAGUAUUCGUUGCUGAUAUGUCUAAAGAUUCUGAAGCUGACAAAGUAUCUGUAGUUGACAACUAAACCGAUCACUCUCAAGAACAACAUUAUUAAAAUAAAGUGAUGCAUAAAAA